CCCUACAGACUUUGUUAGAGCAUUUGUCUUUCACUCCUUGUCUCUCCCCCAACCCCUUCUCUCACACAGAAUAUAGACAAAAGGAGGGGAGCUGUAAUGGCAGAAGAAUGAAACUCCAAUCUCAUCAUUCUCCAAAGAGCAAGAUGGCUUUAGAAGACGACGAAGAGAUUCAAAACGCACCGUAUUGUACCCUCUUCUGCGAGGAAGACACUUCCGGGUUCGAGGAGGAGGAAGACGACAAAUCUGACGGAAAGUUUCCAUUUUUCCAUCUGGGUUUUCUCGAUCGGGAGGACGACGACGAGUUGUCGAGUCUGAUCUCCAAGGAAAACGAGUUGAGACCGUCUCUUACCGAAGAGGGUGGUGUCUUAGACGACGAGUUUCUCGCCUUGUGUCGUGAAAAGGCUGUUGAUUGGAUCCUCAGGGUGAAAUCUCAUCACGGGUUUAGUUCCGUGACGGCUCUUCUCGCUGUUAACUACUUCGAUAGGUUUAUCACGAGCAGGAAUUUUCAGACAGAGUAUCCAUGGAUGUCUCAGCUCACGGCUUUGGCUUGUUUGGCUUUAGCUGCGAAAGUUGAGGAGGUCCGAGUUCCUCUGCUCGUAGAUCUCCAAGUGGAAGAGGCAAGCUAUGUCUUUGAGGCUAAAACCAUACAGCGAAUGGAGCUUCUCGUUCUCUCUACUCUUCAAUGGAGGAUGCAUCCCGUGACUCCGAUCUCGUUCUUCGAUCACAUUAUCCGUCGAUUCAUCUUUAAAUCUCACCAGCAACUGGAGUUCUUGAGUAGAUGUGAAUCUCUGUUGCUCUCCGUUGUUCCUGAUUCGAGGUUUUUAAGUUAUAGCCCGUCUGUGUUAGCCACGGCGAUAAUGGUCUCUGUCUUUAGAGGUUCCAAGGCGUGUGACGAAUCUGAAUACGAAUCUCAGCUCAUGACACUACUCAAAGUUGAUUCGGAGAAAGUAAAUAAAUGCUGCGAGUUGGUGUUUGACCACAUUCCAAGCAAGAAAAGGAUGCAACCCGCUAGUCCAACCGGUGUAUUCGAUGCAUCAUUCAGCUCUGAUAGCUCGAACGAGUCAUGGGUUGUGUCUGCAUCACCGUCUCCUCCAGAGCCUCUGUUCAAGAGGAGAAGAGUGCAAGAGCAGCAGAUGAAGUUGUCUUCAAUAAACAGAGUGUUUCUCGAUGUGUUCACUACUAGUCCUCGCUAAUAAUUUCAAUCAAACGAUCAAAAAAAAAAAUCUGCCAGAUUUAGAAACAUCAUGCGUUUUGCUUGGUUCUUGUGUUAAUGGACGGUUUCAAAAUGGUGUACUAUUCAGUAUUCGAUCAUUUAAAAACAUAAUUUUUUUUUUCUUGUGA
Raphanus sativus (radish) is the source of this 1341-nucleotide messenger RNA. RefSeq names its product cyclin-D3-3. The record is from RefSeq and is a predicted model, not a curated record. Gene Ontology annotation, molecular function: cyclin-dependent protein serine/threonine kinase regulator activity. The transcript is spliced from 4 exons. Bases 108 to 1193 code for a protein of 361 amino acids. Gene Ontology annotation, biological process: mitotic cell cycle phase transition; regulation of cyclin-dependent protein serine/threonine kinase activity. Gene Ontology annotation, cellular component: nucleus; cytoplasm; cyclin-dependent protein kinase holoenzyme complex. Lineage: Eukaryota; Viridiplantae; Streptophyta; Magnoliopsida; Brassicales; Brassicaceae.